Molecule: messenger RNA, 432 nt
Organism: Oldenlandia corymbosa var. corymbosa
Lineage: Eukaryota; Viridiplantae; Streptophyta; Magnoliopsida; Gentianales; Rubiaceae
Source: the annotation of a GenBank genome assembly
AUGGUCUUGACCGCCGCCUCGAAAGUCUCGAGGUUGACGAUCGUACAAUUCAUCCUCCUCGUCGCCGUCGUGUUUCUCUCCCCCACCGUCCGUUCAUCGUCGCCGGAAUUCGAUCCGUUACGGCUACCUACGGACAACGACGGCGGUGAUGAUUCUCAUAUUUGCCCUCAAUCUGCGGGACCGGAUUCUUGCCCGGUCAGGUGUUUCCGGACCGAUCCGGUUUGCGGCGUUGACGGGGUGACCUAUUGGUGCGGCUGUGCGGACGCGCAUUGUGCUGGGACCCGGGUCGCUAAGCUGGGGUUUUGUGAGGUCGGAAUUGGCGGCUUCGGCUAUGGCUCCGGCGCCGGCUCCGUCACCGGCCAAGCCCUGUUGUUGGUGCACAUUGUUUGGCUCAUCUUACUCGGCAUUUUUGUCUUGUUCGGCUUUCUCUGA